AAUGGCCUGCAUUUUAUAGUUAAUAGUUCAACAUCAGGAGAGCAGUGACGUGAUCUAUCUUCCCAUUGUUACACCAGAUAUAUCAACAUCUUAACAGUCGGCAUUCCAGUGAGAGCAGACUUUGAACAUUUCUAUUGGCUCUUUCCCAGACGGAUUUGUGGCUUGGUGAAAAAAAAUCCAUCUGGCAGUGUGAGUGACAUUUUUCCUGGAAGAAAAGGAGCAGUUUGGGAAGUUUGGAGAACAUUUAUGGCCAAUGGGCAAGCUGUGGCUAUCAUUACGGCAAGCAUGAUGACUACCAUUGACCACUGGGGACCACCAGAGACCCCAGGCCAGCCGAGACUCACCAUGUUGAGUUUCUUGAGGAGGGGGAGGAGGCUGUGUAACUUGACUCUGGAUGAAAACUCUGCUCCUGGUUUGACUCCCAGUACUCAUGCUGGGAGCUGCAGAGGAGGCGCACGAUGGAUCCUCUGGUGCUCAUCGUGCUCACAUGUCUGCCCCUCGGCUCUGCGGUCUACAACGGGCCCCUCCAAGCCGAGAUCUCCAACGGCACCUUCCACCACUUCUACGUCCCGGACGGCGACUAUGAGGACACAGAGGACCCGGAAAAGUGCCAGAUGGUCUUUAGGUUCUCGGACGGAUCACCGUGCUCAAUCGCGGAGGAGGAGAGCGACUCUAUUGUGCGGGAGGAUCUCAUCCUCGCCCGCCUGCAGGGGGAGGACGCGGCGCGGCUGCUGGAGAGCAUCGGGCGGACUGCGGCCAAUGACCUGGACGGAGAGGACAGCUACGGACGCUUCCUCCGGAGGGAAAUCUCUCAGAUUGGAGAGGCUUUCUCUGGCGUGGACAAAUCUCUGGAGGAGCUGGAGGUGAAGUUCAAGCAAAGUCAGGAGAGCGAUCUGAGAGAGGAGCAGCUACUCAGCAGCUUUGUGCUCAAACAAGUGGGGGACGUGAAGGACACCCUGAGGGACACCAAGGACAUCUCAGCUGGACUGAGGGACAAACAGGAGCUGCUGUCUCUUAUUGUUCGCAGCCAUGGGAGCAGACUGAGCCGUCUUAAAACACAGUAUCUCAACCCAGGAUCAUAGUCUAAUCGUUAAAUAAGCUCGGUUUCUUCCUACUCCUUUUCGGACAUGAUUGGAGAAAGCAUCCAGCUUAAGUAUCUCCACUUCAUGGCAAUGUGUCAUCAACAACAUCAGCACAUUCCUCUGACUCAAGAGGCUUAAAAGGAAAUUAUUGGAAAAAUAAUGUUAAUAUUUUUACUUUAAUCAACUUUUGUGUGUCUGCUUUGUCCAUUAUAUUGUUUACAUUUUUCCAAUGAAAAGCGUUUUUUUACAUGUAAGUGGCAGACCUGUGUCCCUUUCAAGUGUCCCUUGUUAAUUGGCGUCUGGAUUCUGUCAACGUCCCCCACCUCCAUCUGGAAGCAUUUUACUUUGGAUAAAAAUACAUUUACUAAGAGACCUGUUAUUACCAACUGUUAGGAGUCACACUUAUGUCAAUGGAUGUGCUUGUCUUGUUUGUACAGUAUAUUUUUGUUAAAAGUAAACAAUGCAUGGAGAGUUAUUCCAACAUGGUGUUCUGUAUAUUUCAGUCUCGUUCUUUAAUAGGAAAAAUAACAUUGUAAAUAAAUUCCUCCAUUGUAAAACAGUAACAAAUUCACCAUCAAGCAAAACAACAUUAAGAGUUAUUCCUUAUACAUCAAA
This is a messenger RNA of Nerophis lumbriciformis (worm pipefish), 1697 nucleotides long. RefSeq names its product fin bud initiation factor a (gene fibina). NCBI's taxonomy places the organism in Eukaryota, Metazoa, Chordata, Actinopteri, Syngnathiformes, Syngnathidae. The record is from RefSeq and is a predicted model, not a curated record.